AUGAAGUGGUCCGCUACCUUCCUCCUCGGCCUCGUCUCGACGGCCUUGGCCAAGCCCAGCUACAAGCGCCUGCCCGAUGACAGAUGGGAUUACAUCGUCGACGGUGCCGAGAUUGAGCGUCGCGGCGAGUCAGCCGACAAUACCACCUCCAGCUACACCCUCCGUGGUAGGAGCGUGGACCCCUCCUCGCUCGGUGUCGACAAGGUCAAGCAGUACGCCGGUUACCUUGACAAUAACGACCAGAACAAGCACUUGUUCUACUGGUUCUUCGAGUCCCGAAGUGACCCCGCCAAUGACCCCGUGGUCCUCUGGCUUAGCGGUGGCCCAGGCUGCUCGUCCAUGACUGGACUGUUCUUCGAGCUCGGCCCUGCCAAGGUCACCUCGGACAUUGAGGUUGUCAACAACCCCGAUUCCUGGAACAACCGCGCCAACGUUCUCUUCCUCGACCAACCUGUUGGCACGGGAUACUCGUAUGGCGAUGGUGUGGACACCUCCCUUGCGGCUAGCAAGGACAUCUACGCCCUCCUGAAGCUCUUCUUCCAGCAGUUUCCGCAAUAUGCUAAGCAGGACUUCCACAUUGCUGGCGAGUCAUAUGCUGGACACUAUAUUCCUGACGAUGCCGCCGAGAUUCUCUCCCACUCCGACAGCGGCAUCAAUCUAAAGAGCAUUCUCAUUGGCAACGGUCUCACGGAUGCCUACAACCAGUACCCCCAGUACCCUGAGAUGGCCUGUGGCAACGGUGGCUACCCGGCCGUCGUCGACUCAGGCACUUGCCAGCAGAUGCGCAACGCCAUUCCCAAAUGCCAGAGCGCCAUCAAGCAGUGCUACUCUACGCAAAACUCUCGCGAUUGCACCUCGGCCUCGAACACCUGCUCUCGUGUCUCUAAUGCCUACUACCAGACUGGUCAGAGCCCGUACGACGUGCGUAAGCAGUGUGAGCCUAACACGGGCGGACUCUGCUACCAGGGCAUGAACUACGUCCAGCAGUACCUCAACCGCAAGGAUGUCAUGCAGGCCCUCAACGUCGAGGUGCAGAGCUUUGACAACUGCAACGACGAUGUCAACUAUGCUUUCCACAGCGCUGGAGACGACAUGCUGCCCAUCCAGCAGAACGUUCCUAAGGUGCUCGCUAAGAACGUCCCGGUUCUCGUAUACGCCGGCGAUGCGGACUACAUCUGCAACUGGCUCGGCCAACGCGCGUGGACCAAUGCCCUUCCUUGGCCCGGCCAGUCUUCCUUCAAGUCAGCCACGACCCAGAAUCUCACCUACAAGGCUGGUGGUGGCGAUGCCUACGGGACUGUGCAGGCCGCCAAGGGCCUUGCUUUCGCUCGCAUCUUUGGCGCUGGUCACCUUGUUCCCAUGGAUGAGCCCAAGCCCAUUCUCGAUCUUGUCAACCGCUGGAUUCACGACGGUGACUUUCAACAUUAA
Molecule: messenger RNA, 1428 nt
Organism: Cordyceps fumosorosea ARSEF 2679
Lineage: Eukaryota; Fungi; Ascomycota; Sordariomycetes; Hypocreales; Cordycipitaceae
Product: carboxypeptidase Y
Exons: 1
Coding region: 1-1428 (475 amino acids)
Biological process (GO): proteolysis
Cellular component (GO): fungal-type vacuole
Molecular function (GO): serine-type carboxypeptidase activity
Source: RefSeq, a predicted model, not a curated record